UAUAUGAUAAAGAGACUGAAAUGGAAAUCUUGAAGUCCAUGUCCUCUGUUUCAAAUGGGAAGAAACAGAGCAUAUAUGGAAAAAAUAUUCUCUUUCUGUUGUAUAAAUCACACCCAUUUCUUGUUUCAAUUUCUCCGGCAAAUUUCAUUUUCAUAUUUUUACUUUUGUGAUUUCAAGAAAUGGUAAUGGCAAUGGGGAAUGUGAUGAUUCAAGAACCCCAUUCGUUAGUGUUAAUCGAUGGAGGAGUUCACGUUCCUCGGAGGAAGAGGUCCGGCAGCGUUGAAUCGAAGAAGGAAGAUGACGGAGCGUCCAUUUCCAUGGUGGAAGCGGCCAAGAUUCUGAUAGCAAUGGCCAACGAUGGAUUCUGUAAAAGGAAGAAGAAAGAAUCUCCUACGGUGAAACAGAGUAAGAAAUCUCCGACGGCGAAAAAGAGGAAGACAUCUCCGACAGCGAAACAAAAGAAGAAGUCAAUGGAGUUAGAGGAGAGUUUUCCGGAGAUGCCGGCUUCGAUGAGGGAUAGGGUUGUGGGGAAGGGCGGUUACGAAAUUCAAUUGGUGAUUCAAAAACAACUUGAGGAAAGUGAUGUGAGCAGAAACCAUGGAAGAUUGUGUCUGCCGGCGAAGAAGGUGAAAACAGAAUUUGUGAGAGAAGAAGAGAGGAAUAUUUUGGAAGAAGAAAAUGAUGGGAAGAAGAAGAAUAAGAAGGGAUUGGAAGUUGGGGUUAUGGAUGAUAGUUUGAGGGAAAGUUCAAUGUGUCUGAAGAAAUGGAAGAUUGGGAGUGGGAAGUUUUACUGUUUGAUGAAGAAUUGGAAUUGUUUUGUGGAAGAAAAUGGUUUGAGAAGUGGGGAUUACAUUCAACUUUGGAGUUUCAGGAACAAUAUUUCUGAUAAGCUCUGUUUCGCCAUUGUUAAACUCUUGCAUGUUGCAUGAGGAAGACGAGUUGGGUUACGUAUAUAGCUUAACUUCGGUAAAUGUGAUCUCAUCUAACUAAUUCAAAAUGUUCCUACUUUAGUGUUAUUAAUAUAAUAUAAAACUAAUUAU
Messenger RNA from Cucumis sativus (cucumber), 1040 nucleotides. Its product is annotated as putative B3 domain-containing protein At3g49610. Lineage: Eukaryota; Viridiplantae; Streptophyta; Magnoliopsida; Cucurbitales; Cucurbitaceae. Bases 180 to 929 code for a protein of 249 amino acids. The transcript has a single exon. Gene Ontology annotation, molecular function: DNA binding. The record is from RefSeq and is a predicted model, not a curated record.